Molecule: messenger RNA, 805 nt
Organism: Myripristis murdjan (pinecone soldierfish)
Lineage: Eukaryota; Metazoa; Chordata; Actinopteri; Holocentriformes; Holocentridae
Gene: mrps7
Product: mitochondrial ribosomal protein S7
Exons: 5
Coding region: 61-750 (229 amino acids)
Biological process (GO): translation
Source: RefSeq, a predicted model, not a curated record
CAUGAAGGCAUCUGUUAGACGUACUAACGCGGGGUCCUUGGUGACACUCACAUUUCCACAAUGGCUGCCUGCAUAUCGGGGUUAUUAAAACCGUGGACACCGAGGGUGUUCUUGGUGAGAUGGAGCAGGUACAACCCCUACUACCUGGAGCCAGAGAUCAGGAAGGAGGCCUACGCCGUACCGGAGGCAGAGCUGACCGCUGAGGAGAAGGAGGAGCGACAGCUGAAGGCGCUCAGGCCCAUCAAGGCAGCACCCAACGCGGCCACGAGCUCGGUUUUCCACGACCCGAUCCUCAGUAAAUUCAUCAACAUGAUGAUGCGCAGUGGGAACAAGGUUCUGGCCAGAGAGAUCAUGACGCAGACUUUGGAGAGCAUCAAGAGGAAACAGGUGGAGAAAUACCAUAAAGCUCCAGAGGGGAAAAAGGAGGAGAUAGAGUGUAAUCCAUAUGCCAUCUUUAACCAGGCCAUUGAGAACUGCAAGCCUGUCAUCGGGCUGACCAGCAUACAGAAAGGUGGAAAAUACUACCAGGUGCCCAUUCCUCUCACUGACAACCGGCGGCGCUUCAUGGCUAUGAAAUGGAUAAUCAACGAGUGCAGGGAAAACAAGCACAGGCGCACACACAUGUAUGAAAAACUUUCACAGGAACUGCUGGCAGCCUUUGUCGAGGAGGGCAAUGUUAUCAAGAAGAAGUACGAGCUGCACAAGAUGGCCGAAGCCAACAGAGCUUACGCCCACUUCCGCUGGUGGUAGUCUCCUUCAGACCUCGGGUGUGAAGCGUCAAAGAAAACCCACAGGACUCCAGACA